AGCUAUUUACGAUACAUAAGGUUGCAGGCCUGUUUCCUGGACAGCAGGCAUUGUAGUUCAGCUGCGCAACCUGUAAGGAUUGCAUUCAUUUCCUCAUAGACCAGUCUUUGCUAUAUCCUUCUUGCUGGUGCGCGCUACGGGUCCAACGAGCGUAAACAUACGUUAGGGGCCUGUAUACCAUGGAUGCGCUGCGGUGAAUAUUUCUGGCGUAAUCCCUAGCUAAGAGGCGGCUUGCUGGCUAGGCUGGAACUAGGAUGGCGACCCCUUUGGUGGCGGGUCUUGGGGUGGCGGCAGCGGCCUUCGUAGGAAAACAGGCGGUGCAAACCUACCUGAAGUUCAAAUCCUCCUCGGGGACUAUUCUGUCUGUCGGAAAGCAGUUCUACAAGGGCGGCUUCCUGCCCGAGAUGACCAAGCGCGAGGCCGCACUCAUACUCGGGGUCCGGGAAUCCGCUGGGGAGGAGCGAAUCAAGGAGGCCCACCGGCGCAUCAUGGUGGCUAAUCACCCGGACUCAGGUGGCAGCAGUUACAUCGCCGCCAAGGUCAACGAGGCCAAGGACCUCUUGUUGGGAAAGAAGAAGUCAGGGCAAUCGCCGUUUUAGGACUGGAUUUCUAAAUUUUGACAACGAUAGUGGUCGCUCAAUGGUUUGCCCGGUCGCCGCGCACAUAAGAGGGAACCAAUUCCCGACCAAGCAACGCACCGUGGUGAUCUUGUUCCUUGUCAUCUGAGGGGGCGACCGGGGGCUGUACCGCUUUGCGAGGCGCUUGCAGCCGUAUCGUACGGCGCUGUAGUGUAUAACUGGGAUGGAGAGUUGCCGAGUGUGUUGUGUGAAAAGUGUAAGUGGUAUGGCUUGGAUAGGCUGGAUAGCGGGCCUCUUCCGUCGCAGGUGCGGCGGCGAUGGCACCGCAACGCUGUGUAAUGGCCUUUCUCCGUCGGCCGGUUGCUGAGAGGUCGCUCGGGGGCUGGCUGGUGCGCAGGGAAGCAUCGGCAUCUCGACUCACAAGACCGCUCGCUUGGUGUCGCGGACGAGGGGAAUCUAGUGGGCACGUAUUACCCGUAGAGAUGGAUGGGUGGAUGGCGGUUAUGGCUGCGGCGAUUGUGAGGGGGGUGUCGGUAAAGCUGCCAUACGUGUUAUCCACAUUGCGGCAUGCCAUUGGGGGCAGGCAGAGGAGGAGGGCGGAUGAAAUGUGUCGUAGGCGUAGGUGUAGAAGCAGGCAUAAGGCGCUGAAGGCGGGUGGGGUAAGCUCGAGAGUUUACACGCAGGAGGAGGACGAGGGGGACGAGGACGAAUAGGAAGUAGUGAUUUCGGCUUGGAAAGAACGAAAGCUUGUGUGCAGACAUGCGGUGGAUUGAACUUGCGGCUUGCGGCCGAUGGUCGUGCCUGCCAAGAUCGUGCUUGGUUACUGCGAGUAUACAACUGGGUCGACCUGCCGCCGCUGGUUUGUGAAUCUACCUCUUAAUUUGCAGGCUGGUUGUCCAGUAAGGUCCUUAACUGCUUC
Volvox carteri f. nagariensis is the source of this 1497-nucleotide messenger RNA. RefSeq lists its product as uncharacterized. Gene Ontology annotation, molecular function: ATPase activator activity. The transcript is spliced from 4 exons. Gene Ontology annotation, cellular component: PAM complex, Tim23 associated import motor. Gene Ontology annotation, biological process: protein import into mitochondrial matrix. The coding region runs from base 255 to 599 and encodes 114 amino acids. The record is from RefSeq and is a predicted model, not a curated record. Lineage: Eukaryota; Viridiplantae; Chlorophyta; Chlorophyceae; Chlamydomonadales; Volvocaceae.